UUGUUACCACCGAUAUUGCUUUUCCUUUAUUUUUAUACAGUUAUCUAUAGUGCGAUGACGGAGAAAUUGUUGCUGUAUAAAGACAAGUAGUCGUAAAGCGAGGACGCCCCGUACUGAAGCGAUAUGAGGCCAGUUUGACGUGGUACGCGAGUCGACUACAUUUCCCAGAGUUCCUCGCGGUCUCUCUCCUUCUCAGCCACGGACGCGCGCACUGGUUGGCACAGGUUGGCACCGGUCCUCGGAGCGCACGCGGCGUGUUUUGUUGGCAGGAACGCCGGCCGGGCACUCGACGCCUUUUUGGGGGUCGCGAUGAGCUCCAUCCUCGGCUAAUUUUGCGGCGGAUGAUCGCAGUAAGAUGCCGACAUGGAGAUAACAACGCGGCACAGAGCGUCCUUGUACGGAGACAUCGCUCACGGUCUGGGAUUCUGGGCAGAGCGGUCGGCGGUCCACGAGGCGGCGGCGCGAGGCCGCGCGGCGCAGCUGCAGCAGCUGAUCCGGGACGGGGCGGCCGUCGACGCCGCGGCCGGCGACUCCAUCGCGCCUUUGCACGAGGCCUGCGUCCAGGGACACGCCCGCUGUGUCGCGCUGCUGCUGGCCGCCGGGGCGCAGGUGGACGCCCGUAACAUCGACGGCAGCACCCCCCUGUGCGACGCCUGCGCGGCCGGCAGCCCCGAGUGCGUCGAGCUGCUGCUGGACUACGGCGCCGCCGUCAACCCGCCGCUCUGCAUGUCCUCGCCGCUUCACGAGGCCUGCGUGCGAGGCAGUUCGGCUUGCGUGUCGCUGCUGAUGGAGCGCGGCGCCCGGAUGGAGGCUCGCGACUGCUGCUACGGAACGCCGCUCCACGUCGCCUGCGCCUGCCAACACUACGACUGCACCAAACUGCUCCUCAAUGCCGGCGCGAACGUGAACGCGGCCAAGCUUCACGAGACGGCGCUCCAUCACGCCGCCAAGACGCGCCGCGUGGACCUGAUCGAGCUGCUGCUGGAGUUCGGCGCCGACCCGCACGCCCGAGACUUGGCGGGCAAGAAGGCCGUCCAGUACACGGCGCCGGGAUCGCCUGCACACGGCUGCUUUCGCUUCUACGAGGACACGCCGCUGAGUCUCCAGCAGAUGACCCGGGUGGCCCUGAGGAGGAUCCUGGGUGUGAGGGCGCUGCGCGUUUUUUCCCAGCUGGGUUUGCCCAAUCGCAUGAUUGCUUUUCUGUCGUACUCGCCCCCUCCCGUUUUUGACGUCUGACGAGCGACGUUGGCUACGUGAUCGUAAGCAUCUGCAAAAUCACUUGGAGCGUGAUUAUUCAUGUUACAAUUAUUUUGGAUUGAAAUGUUGACAGUUUAUAUGCUGUAUGUACAUUUGUAAAUGAGACAUCGGUCUACUACCUCCAUGUGAUCCGCAUGUAAAUAAAGCUUCCGCUUACCAAAUGCUUUGCAAAUAUGCAAGCAAAGAUUGACUGAUCUAUUUUUUUAACAUUUCUUCGGGGGGGGGCAGUAAAAAACAACUACACUAUUAUAUACACAGCGGUGUUGCCAACAUUAAAAAAAAAAAAAUUCACACGAUGAACUAUUAGGUAAAAUAUCCAAAACUGAAAAAAAAAAAAAUGUCCCCCCAAAAUAAACAACCUGUCAAAACAAUAACCAAAAUCUGAAAAACAGACAAAAUAUGGCAAAAAAAAAAAAUAUGUAAAGAGAAAAAAAAGCAAAAAUCUGCUAAGACCUAUAUAAAUAUGUCAAAACUGACAACAGGUAAAAUGAUACCGACGUCACACAGUGAACUCGUCGAAAAAUCAACAAAAACCUAUUACACCUGAGGAAAAAAAGAAAUCUAGAUAGACCAUUGCAUGACAAAAAACAGACAAACCUGGCAACUGCUAACAACUUAACAAAUUUCUGACAAAUAUUGCAGAUAAUAUAACAGCCUAAUACUGACAUUGUGAAUCUUACAAAAACAAAAAGACAAAAAUCCAACAAAAACUGAGAAAUUUGAUGAAAAUUGGGCAAAUUUUGAAAAAUAAAAUAUGUAAAUAAGUGAAUGGUAUUUAUCAAUCAAUGAGUCUCCAUGAUUUAUAUCUUCCAUGAAUACAUAUUUGUUAGCAUCUUUGUAAAAACAUCCUUCGAGCCGGAUUUGAACCAGCGACCUAAGGAUUUCAACUUGGAGCCUCUACAGUCCUCCGCUCUACCAACUGAGCUAUCGAAGGGACUGAGAAACACUGUCAAACUUUAACGUGAAAUAAAUCAGCAGUACCAAGAUGGAUUACAAAUUAAUCAUGAUGAAAUUGUCACAAUUGCUUUUUCCCCAAUUAUUACGAUGUAAAUUGUCGAAAACAUCAUUCGAGCUGGAUUUGAACCAGCGACCUAAGGAGGUCAGCUUGGAGCCUCUACAGUCCUCCGCUCUCCCAACUGAGCUAUCGGAGGACAGAUUACUAGCAACCUUUUAUUGCUCAGUGACUGUUUCUUUGUCUGUCAAAGCGUUCUCUGGUAA
Phycodurus eques (leafy seadragon) is the source of this 2475-nucleotide messenger RNA. Its product is annotated as ankyrin repeat and SOCS box protein 13-like. Gene Ontology annotation, molecular function: protein binding. The record is from RefSeq and is a predicted model, not a curated record. The transcript is spliced from 6 exons. The coding region runs from base 364 to 1236 and encodes 290 amino acids. Gene Ontology annotation, biological process: intracellular signal transduction; positive regulation of protein catabolic process; protein ubiquitination. Lineage: Eukaryota; Metazoa; Chordata; Actinopteri; Syngnathiformes; Syngnathidae.